Molecule: messenger RNA, 660 nt
Organism: Plasmodium fragile
Lineage: Eukaryota; Apicomplexa; Aconoidasida; Haemosporida; Plasmodiidae
Exons: 1
Coding region: 1-660 (219 amino acids)
Source: RefSeq, a predicted model, not a curated record
AUGCAGUUAGAAACGGACCCUUGUGCACCGAAUGCACACGACCCCGAUCCAUGGAGUUGUAUGCAACACAUACAGUUAGAUGCAGAACAGAAUGCUCAUUCCAACCCCGCGCACGCGACGUCGGCGUGCACCCAUUGGAUUAACUGCAUUGACCGCAACAAGCACCUAUUGCAGGACUGCACGACGCAGCCGUGGUUUUUGCAAUUAAAAGCGGAUUGGAAACAAUAUCUGCGCGAGCACAUGGCGGCAGACGCAGACAACGGGCACCGUGCAUUCGGUGAAUUGGCAACCCUGCCGAUGAUGAAACUGUGGUUGUGGAAAGCAUGGGUAGCGCAACAACAUCGGAAAAUGAGUGUACAUAGCCACGAGGCGUGGUUUCAACGUUUGUUCAAUAAUGUAGAGGACCAGACAGUACCGCAAAACGGCGACGUACCUGGAGUGGGAAACGACUUAGAAGUGGAAAAAGUAAUGGAAGCAGAAGAUAGCGUCCGAGAUUUACCACGGUCGCAACUGCAUCAGCACCUUUACAUGAACAAACGGUUAACCGCUAAAACAUUGAUACUGAUCCUGGCCUUAGUCAUAGAACAGUGCGAGCUUGAAAGCCGUCUGCAGGAGACGGAGUUAUAUGUAGAUGAACUAUUGCAAAAGCUCUGCAAUUAG